AUGUCAUUCUUAGGCGGCGCAGAGUGCUCAACCGCGGGCAAUCCGCUGACGCAGUUUAAGAACCACGUUCAGAAUGACACCUCGCUGCAGCGGGAUCGUCUGGUCGGCCGAGGCCCUGGUGGCCUGGAAGAGAGCAUGCGGUCUCGCAUGGCUCCAAAUGGAUCGGACCAGAUGAUGAACGACUUUAUGCACCAGACGGGUCAGUUGCCACAGCCUUUCGCCAUGGAGCAACUGCGACAAGACCUCCCCAGUGUCCAAGGGAUCGCUCGUCGGUCACCGUCCCCCGGCUGGGGAGCCGAGUUUGAUCCGGGCGAACAAGCACGCAUGGAAGCUGCCUUCGCCAAUUCCAAGAUGGCGGCACAACGACCGAACGGAUUCUCCCCACAAGAAUUUGCCCGCUUCCAGCAGGCGACUCCGCAGCGGGCCGCGAGUCCGAUUACUCAGGCUCCUUCGAUGAUGAAUACCUACCAGAGACCCAUGGGGAUGGGGUACAUGGGUGGGAUGAACAUGGGCAUGAAUUAUACACCGAUGCACAUGCAACAACAGCCGGAACAGACCGCAGAUAAAGGCAAGGGCAGAAUGGUCGAAUUGGACGAUGUGAACUGGGAAGAACAGUUUAAGGAACUCGAAACGCAACAAGAUAGUCUCUCGGAUGAGGCCAACCAGGCGAUGGAGAGGGAAUUGGACGAAAUUGACAGGUCAGUCGAAGUCCCCGUGGAUACCUUUGAGGAUUUUGAGAGUGUGUGGCACGGGAUCCAGGCUGAACAAGCAUCCAGGCGAAUGGCCGCGGAAGCUUCUGAUUUGGACCAAGCAUUUACGAGCGAGGACUUUGCCGCCUGGGACAAUUUUGAUUCCACAUUCGGCAUGAACACCCAUAACCCCUUUGAACGAGAGCCCAUGCUUGGCGAUUACAUGUUUGAAUCACAGAACCCGUUUUUGGAGAACAGCCACUCUUCCAAGUCCGCCUUUGAACAAGGAAAGGAGAUCCUUGAAUCGCACGGUAACCUCUCUCUUGCUGCUCUGGCCUUUGAGGCCGCCGUUCAACAAGACCCCAACCACGUCGAGGCCUGGGUUCUUUUGGGCUCGGCGCAGGCGCAGAAUGAAAAGGAAGCGCCUGCCAUCCGCGCUCUGGAGCGGGCAUUGCAAUUAGACCCCAACAACCUAGACGCUCUUAUGGGGCUGGCAGUUUCCUACACGAACGAAGGAUACGACAGCACGGCCUACCGGACUCUGGAGCGGUGGCUGAGUGUCAAGUAUCCUCAGAUCCAUCCCCCGGAGAACCUAUCGGACGCAUCCGAAGUCGGCUUCACGGACCGUGCAAUAUUGCAAGAACGCGUGGUUGACCUCUUCAUCAAAGCAGCUCAACUGUCGCCGGCCGGGGAACACAUGGACCCCGACGUCCAGGUCGGUCUUGGUGUUUUGUUCUAUGGGAACGAAGAGUUUGAAAAGGCUGUGGAUUGUUUCAAAGCCGCUCUUGCAUCAGCAGAAACCGGGUCGGCAAACAGGGAAGGACAGCUGCAUCUGUUGUGGAACCGGCUGGGUGCAACAUUGGCAAACUCGGGCCGGUCAGAGGACGCCAUCACCGCCUAUUGCAAGGCACUCGAAGUCAACCCCAAUUUUGUCCGAGCCCGAUAUAACCUCGGAGUUUCGUGCAUCAAUAUUGGAUGCUAUCCUGAGGCAGCCGGACAUCUGCUCGGAGCGUUGAAUUUGCACCGGAUUGUGGGCGAACAGGGGUUGGAUCAAGCUCGUGAGAUUGUUGGAGAUGGUCAUGGAGGGAUCCCUGAUGCCGAGUUACAGAGGAUGAUACAGCAAAAUGAGAGCACGAAUCUCUACGAUACCCUGAGGAGAGCGUUUACUGGCAUGGGCAGGCGAGAUUUGACGGAGCGGGUGGGUGCUGGCAUGGAGCUGGACUCGUUUAGAGGCGAAUUUGACUUUUGA
Molecule: messenger RNA, 1938 nt
Organism: Exophiala dermatitidis NIH/UT8656
Lineage: Eukaryota; Fungi; Ascomycota; Eurotiomycetes; Chaetothyriales; Herpotrichiellaceae
Exons: 2
Coding region: 1-1938 (645 amino acids)
Biological process (GO): protein import into peroxisome matrix, docking
Cellular component (GO): peroxisomal membrane; cytosol
Molecular function (GO): protein binding
Source: RefSeq, a predicted model, not a curated record